AUGGGUGCUACGGAUGCAACGCCAGCCUGCGUAUCAGCAACAUCAGCCUCCGUAUCAGCAACAUCGGCCAAGCUCGUCAGUCCUGCUGCUGGUGACUUGGAACCUCACGCCCCUGCAGCCGCCGAUGCCGUGCUCCCUGCGCAAAUUGAGCCAGCCACAGAGCCCGGCGAAGAAGACGAAUUCGACGUCACCGAGGGCUGGGAGACGAGGUCAGACGGAUCAGCGAGUGCGGAUUCGACUAUCUACGCGCAUACCUACGAACACGGUCGUCGCUACCAGAGUUUUAAGAAUGGCCGGUAUCCAAUACCAAACGACGAUAAUGAGCAAGAUAGGGAGGAUAUGAAACAUGCCAUGAUGCUGGAGCUGAUGGACGGGGAACUAUUCUUUGCCCCUGUGGGAGACAACCCGCAGAAUAUCUUAGACAUUGGCACCGGAACAGGCAUCUGGGCGAUCGAUGCUGGUGACCGUUUCCCGAGCGCCCACGUUCGUGGCAUCGACUUAUCGCCAAUUCAACCCACCUGGGUCCCUCCUAACGUGGAUUUCCUGAUCGACGAUUGUGAGAAGGACUGGCUAGCCACAGACUGUGACUUUGUUCACUUUCGAUUUAUGGUGAUUAUCCUCAAGAAUGUCCAGCAGGUUUUAAAGAACGCCCACGAGAGUCUGAGACCCGGUGGUUGGAUUGAAUUACAAGAGCUCAGCGCCGAGCCUAUGUGUGAUGACGACACAAUGCCCAGCGAUGACCCAGUUAAAAGGAUGUAUAGUCUUGCUGGAGAAGCAUUCGCCAAGUUCGGCAUGAACGUCACCCUUCCCAAGCAUCUCCACGACUCACUCCAGGAAGCUGGGUUCGAAAACAUCAAAUGUAUAGUGAAAAAGGUUCCAAUUGGCGUGUGGGCCAAAGACAAGACCCUGCGAUUGAUAGGGCUGUACCAGAAAAUGGCCGUUUUAGAUCUGAUGCCUGCACUCGCAGGGCGGCCAUUCGAGGCCUUGGGCAUGUCCCAGGCAGAGAGCCAGAUCACUCUGGCAUUUGCCCGAAAGGCACUCGAGGACACAAAGGUCCAUCGAUACUUCCACUAUUACUUUUGGUAUGCCCAAAAGCCUACAUAG
This is a messenger RNA of Talaromyces rugulosus, 1104 nucleotides long. RefSeq lists its product as uncharacterized. The record is from RefSeq and is a predicted model, not a curated record. Gene Ontology annotation, molecular function: methyltransferase activity. The transcript is spliced from 4 exons. The coding region runs from base 1 to 1104 and encodes 367 amino acids. NCBI's taxonomy places the organism in Eukaryota, Fungi, Ascomycota, Eurotiomycetes, Eurotiales, Trichocomaceae.